UGUUUUCUUUUAGAUUGUCAUCCACAGUGUCAAUACUGUGUUGCCAAUUUACAUGAUACUGGAAGUGUAUGUUUAAAAUGCCAGUUCUCCCGAUAUUACUUUCUUGGAGACCGCUGUAUUCCAGAAUGUCCUGCUGGGUUUUAUGUAGAGGGAAGAAACUGUAAAGGUUGUCACCUGUCUUGUAAAGCCUGCAGUGGUCCAGACCUAAACUCGUGUACUUCCUGUGAGGAUGGUCUUGUUUUGUCUCACAGUGGCAUGUGUACUCAGAUUUGUGCUCAAGGUUACUACCAGGAUGGAAAUGUGUGCAAGGCGUGUAACAGCCAAUGUUUAAGUUGCAAUGCAGCAGAGGGAUGUUCUACAUGUAAAGACCCAAAUAAAGUUUUGCUGUUUGGAGAAUGCCAGUAUGAAAGCUGCACACAGCAGUAUUAUCUUGACUACAGUACCGGAUCAUGCAAAGAGUGUGACUGGAGCUGCAAUGCCUGCAAGGGCCCUUUGAACACUGAUUGCCUGCAGUGUAUGGAACACUACAUCCUUCAUAAUGGAGCUUGUGUUGAGCAUUGC
Molecule: messenger RNA, 561 nt
Organism: Staurois parvus
Lineage: Eukaryota; Metazoa; Chordata; Amphibia; Anura; Ranidae
Source: the annotation of a GenBank genome assembly